GCUAUAUAAAAUUGUAAAGGAAAAUUGAGAUAGAUGUACGUGAUAAUGAAAUGUAUGAAUAUGAAAGAAAUUCUGAAAUUCGUACAAGUUCGACCGUUCGAUUAACUUGUUUUUAGUUAAAUUAUAUUUUUUUUAAUGAAUUCAAACUUGAUUUUUUUCCGAUUAUAAUGGCGGAGUUCGAUUGGAAUAAUUAUUUAGAAGCAAAUAAAUGCAUCGCUGUUCCCGAAGAAUUGUUUUCCCAUGUGGAGACGAGCCUUAACAAUGGCAUCAAGCAAGGCAUGCUGCUCGAGGUGUGCCAUAAGAACAACCCGGACAUAUACUGGAUCGCCGAGAUCACCAUGGUCUGCGGCCAUCUACUACGCAUCAAAUUCAUUGGUGCGGACACAGAUUUCUGGUGCGACAUAUCAAACACGAAGGUGCACCCGCUGGGUUGGUGCGGGAAAUACGAUGAGCUUAUCGAACCGCCGGACGAGAUCAACGAGAAGUACGGGGACACUAUAAUAGACAUGAUGCAGAAGGUGCUCCUGAAUGGGCAGUCGGUAUCUUUAGAAGCGCUGAAUAAUAAGGGACUGUCGCCCAUAGAUAGGAUCAAGGUGGAGAUGAAAGUCGAGGUCCAGAAUACCUUGGAUCCGUACAGAUACUGGAUUGCGACGGUGUGUGAGAAUGUGGGCGGGCGGUUGCUGCUGCGGUAUGAUGGUGCUGACGACGACCAGCCGCAGUUCUGGAUAUUCUUCACCAACACGAGGCUCAGCAGCUUCGGAUACGUCACCAACAAGGGUUCCCCAUGGCAGUUCAAGUACCCAGGCAAAGUGAACAAGUUCUCGUGUAAGAAUAAAUUGAGCACGCAGCUACGCCAGAGCGCCGAGGAAUCCAUCAAGGAACCCACGCCAGCAGACCUGUUCAUGCUGAACCCAAACCUCGAAGCGCACAAUUUCGUUACCGGAAUGAAGCUAGAAGCCCUGAACCCGCAAGACAUGAGGACCGUCCGUCCCGCCACCGUAUUCAAAGUGUUUAACAACUUCCACUUCCUGGUAGUCAUCGACGACCAUGUGGAAGACCACGAGGACACCAAGAUGGCGUGGCUAUGCGACUGCAUGCACCCCUACAUAUAUCCCAUAGGCUGGGCGCAGAAGCAUGGCAUAGCAUUCAAAACGCCCAAAAUAUGGAAAGAGGGUACUUUCGAUUGGGACGAGUAUUUGUCCAUGACGUCAUCCGUGCCCGCGCCAGACUACUGUUUUGGAACCAAACAGCCGCUCGAAGGGAUCGAAGUUAAUAUGAAGUUGGAAGCAGUCAACCCUCAGAAUCAUGAAGAGAUCCACGUGGCGUCAGUGGACGCGAUAGUAGAACACAUGUUAUGCGUAGAACUUCUGCCUAUUGGCGAGAAAUUUUGGUACGCACAAGACAGUGACUUGCUCUUCCCAGUUGGCUGGUGCGAUAGUAAUAAUUACGCACUCCAUAUACCUGAUAUAACUGCGAUUAAAGAGACCAAGCCAGUUGAGGAAGCCAAAGUUAAAGAAGACAUUAAAAGCUCAGACGAAUGGUGUGAUAGGAUAUACUUUAAUUAUAAGUGUUAUGCGGGUCCGUCGAUCAGUAGGAAUAAGCUGUCGCAACUGCCCAAGCACGUGGGUCCUGGACCACUGUCGCUGGUGCUGAAGGAGGUCCUGAAUAAGAUCAUCUCGGCGUCGUAUAAGCCGGCGAAGCUUUUGAAGGACUGGGAGUCGGAGGGACCACCGGAGGAGGGAAUGAGACUGGAGAUGCUGAGGGCCAAGCUGAAGUCGCGCACGUACCACGCGUACGUGCCGGUGGCGGCGCGCGCGGCGGGCGUGGGCGCGUUCUGCGCUCGCGUGUGCGGCGCGCUGCAGGCCUGCCCCAGCCUGUUCGGGCCCGACCACUACCCCGCCGCCUGCCCCAACAACUGCCAGAACGUCGACAAGUCCACAUUCCAUAAUGGAACAGAACGUCGAGGCAGACCAAAGGGAAGCGUCAAUGGCCGAAGGAAGAAGAAAAAAGCUCCAGAGAAACGAGAGAAGGAGCAGCAACCUUCCCAGGAGACCGAGAGUAAUAAGGACGAGAAAGAGUCCGUGGAGAGUGAGCACAGCGCCGGCUCUACGCCUCCGUCCGAGGCGGGCACCCGGCCCAACUCACCCGACAGCACGCUCGACUACAAGCGCUCACAGCGGCGCAAGCGCGAGCCUCGCAACAACUACCCCAAGAUGGAGAUGAAGACGCGAGGCGCCAAGCUUCCUAACUUCGCGCUGCAGAUGAAGGAGGCGCACUGGAACAAGAAGGACGUCGAGACCAUCUACAACAACACUUGCGUCAAGAAACAGAGCUCGCACGACAGCGACACGGAGAACGACAACGAGACCAGUUCCAACUCACGAGAUGCCAAGAAUAUUUCUGACGUGUCCGACACAGAGGAGCCGGAGCUCAAGAAACUCAAGUUCACAACAUAUGACCCACUGCCGACUGAUAACAAAAUGUUUGAGAAGGACAUGGCUAUGUCCUGGAUGAAGGGAAAGCUCAAAUUGUCACCGAAUCCUCUAGACUGGUCGGUUGAUGAUGUAUACGCUUAUCUGAGGAGCACGGACGAUUGUAAACUGAUUGCUGAUAAGAUGAAGCAAGAAGAGAUUGAUGGGCAGGCGUUCGUGAUGCUAGAUCUGCCGGUGAUAAGGGAGUUUCUGCACAUGAAGAAAGAGUUCGCCUUGCAGUUGAGCAAACACAUCGCUAUGAUACGGUGGUACACGCUCAACUUCGAAGAGAAUUGUGAAUCGUGAUAUGUUCCUUGUUUUAUUGUAUAUCUAGUCCAUGGUAAAGUAUUUUGUUGAAUGUAUUAUUAAUAUAAUAAUUGUAAAGAGCA
Messenger RNA from Manduca sexta (tobacco hornworm), 2860 nucleotides. RefSeq names its product scm-like with four MBT domains protein 2. The record is from RefSeq and is a predicted model, not a curated record. The coding region runs from base 168 to 2777 and encodes 869 amino acids. NCBI's taxonomy places the organism in Eukaryota, Metazoa, Arthropoda, Insecta, Lepidoptera, Sphingidae. The transcript is spliced from 8 exons. Gene Ontology annotation, cellular component: nucleus. Gene Ontology annotation, biological process: regulation of DNA-templated transcription.